ACAGAAAACUCACAAGCGCAAAAAUAUGGAAAUUGAAACCGCAUUUCUCUAUACGAAAGCAAGAAUAAUCGUUGAUGGCGUUACGAGGAGCAAUCUCUGUUGGAAGACGUUCAAACACCCGCCUCUUCUCCGUCCCUCGUCAUUUCCCAACAUCACACAAUGUCUCUGCUUCAAUCCCUUUGCUCAAGCCAUCCCCUAUUCCUCGCUGUAAAUCGGGAGUGAGAUUUUCAAUUCGAGCAGUAAAUGGAUCAGUUGUGGAUAGUAAGCCUCUGAAUAAAGAAAGUGGGGAGGGAUCAUCUGAGAAUUGGAAGGUUAAGAUGCUUUAUGAUGGGGAGUGUCCUUUAUGCAUGAGGGAGGUUAAUGUGCUGAGAGAGAGCAAUGAAGGAUACAGAACUAUUAAAUUCGUGGACAUAAGCUCGGAUGAGUACAGUCCAGAGGAUAAUCAAGGCCUUGAUUACGAAACUGUAAUGGGACGAAUCCACGCAAUUCAAUCAGAUGGGACUGUUGUGAAAGAUGUUGAGGCAUUCAGAAAACUUUAUGAAGCUGUUGGUUUGGGAUGGGUUUAUGCCAUUACAAAAUAUGAACCUAUUGCAAGCAUUGCAGAUGCUGUGUAUGGAGUUUGGGCUAAAUAUCGUCUUCAAGUCACAGGCCGACCACCACUAGAAGAAGUUUUGGAGGCAAGGAGGAAAAAGAAGGAAAUGUGCGAAGACAGCAAGGUUUGUAAAAUGUAGAUGCAAAGCAUUAUGAUUCUCAGGCAUUGCAAUAACAGGGCUGCGUAUUCGCUUUUGUAUAAGUAUUAAGCUUUACAACAUACGAUGUAUAUACAUAUUAGUAACUAUGUUACAUCUUUUUUGUAUUAAAAGGUUUCUGUCUAUGCUUCUUGUUU
Messenger RNA from Salvia splendens (bonfire salvia), 886 nucleotides. RefSeq lists its product as uncharacterized. The transcript has 8 exons. NCBI's taxonomy places the organism in Eukaryota, Viridiplantae, Streptophyta, Magnoliopsida, Lamiales, Lamiaceae. The record is from RefSeq and is a predicted model, not a curated record. Gene Ontology annotation, molecular function: protein-disulfide reductase activity. Bases 75 to 731 code for a protein of 218 amino acids.